Messenger RNA from Dryobates pubescens (Downy woodpecker), 1107 nucleotides. It is a transcript of the gene G6PC3, whose product is annotated as glucose-6-phosphatase catalytic subunit 3. Gene Ontology annotation, molecular function: glucose-6-phosphatase activity. Bases 72 to 1103 code for a protein of 343 amino acids. Lineage: Eukaryota; Metazoa; Chordata; Aves; Piciformes; Picidae. The record is from RefSeq and is a predicted model, not a curated record. Gene Ontology annotation, biological process: gluconeogenesis; glucose 6-phosphate metabolic process. Gene Ontology annotation, cellular component: membrane. The transcript is spliced from 7 exons.
CCUCGGGUCUGCUCCGGAGAAACCUCGGGGAGGUCCCCGAGGACCCCAGAAAGGACCUAAAGAGCCCGGCGAUGGAUUCCCUGUACACUGCCGGGAUCCGCUUCGCAGAGGUGCUGCAGGCCGGGCCCCCCUGGCUGGAAAAGUUCUGGAUCUUGGUGACUUCCCAGGCCGAUCCCAAAUGCGUCUUCACCGUCGCUUUCCCCCUGGCUUAUUUUCUCGGCCGCAAGGUGGGGAUGUUGGUGCUGUGGACCGGCCUGGUGUCAGAGUGGCUCAACGUGGUCCUCAAAUGGUUCCUCUUCGGGGAGCGCCCAUUCUGGUGGGUCCAGGAGUCAGGGCUCGCCAGCAAGGGGCUGCUCACCCUGCGCCAGUUCCCUGUCUCCUGUGAGACUGGGCCAGGGAGCCCCUCAGGCCACUGCAUGAUCACAGGGGCAGCCCUCUGGCCGGUUGUCACCGCUCUGACCACGCUGGCAUCCCAGCGCUCCAGGAGCCCAGUGCUGAAGCUGCUCCCCUUUGGUGCCUACCUCCUGCUCCUGGUGGCUGUGGGGCUCUCACGGAUCUUUGUCCUGGCCCAUUUCCCCCAUCAGGUGGUCUCUGGCAUCCUGGCAGGGGCAGCCCUGGGCUGGUGGCUGCAGGCUCACACCCCAACCACCAGUCCCCCAGGCUUCUUCGUGGCUGCUGCACUGAGCCUGCUGCUCAGCUCCCUCACCCUGCACAGCCUGCUGAUUGCUGCUGGCAUCGACAUCGACUGGUCCAUCCGUUUGGCCACCACGUGGUGCUCAGACCCCGCCUGGCUCCGCCUGGACACUCGCCCCUUCGCCUCCAUCUGCCGGGACAGCGGCAGCGCCCUGGGGCUGGCCCUGGCCGCCGCCUUCCCGCCGCCCCGGGGGCAGCGGCUGGGCUCCGGGCAGCGCCUGGCCGGGGCGGCGCUGGCCCUGCUGGCCGUGCAGGCUCUGCACCGCCUUCCCCAGCCGGGGGGCAGCAUGGCCCUGUGGUACAGCACCAGGUUCCUCCAGUACGCCGCGGGGCCCUGGCUGGUGGCCUGCCUGCUGCCGCGGCUCGUCCUCGCUGUCACCCACUCGCGGGGCUCCCCCCACUCCGAGUAGGGUC